Molecule: messenger RNA, 2521 nt
Organism: Acanthopagrus latus (yellowfin seabream)
Lineage: Eukaryota; Metazoa; Chordata; Actinopteri; Spariformes; Sparidae
Gene: noxa1
Product: NADPH oxidase activator 1
Exons: 18
Coding region: 479-2089 (536 amino acids)
Biological process (GO): superoxide anion generation
Molecular function (GO): superoxide-generating NADPH oxidase activator activity; protein binding
Source: RefSeq, a predicted model, not a curated record
AAACAUGAGAGCUGUGGACAUCACUGGAACUGAAGACUGGCAUGGUAUUUACAAGUGGAUGUAAACUUUUGACCAUGACUGUACUUGAGUAAUGCAGGAUUUCACAGUCAUGGAGUUUUUUUUAAGACAGUCUGCGAGUCAAGCGUUGGCGUAUAGUUCCACCUGUCUGUAGAGUCAAGUAGCCUGGGUUUGUCCACGCAGGUCAACGGUGUUGCAGAACUUUAUGCGGAUGGAGGACUUCCUUGUAGCAGCGGGGGUGGAGACUCCUGAGGAGGCAGGUUUCACUCACCGUCACUUCCCUGUUGGCACAGUGUGGAAGGCAGCAGGCACAGCUGGACACUGACUGAGCUCUCAGCAGCCUCUUAUCCAGGAGCACAAGGUGAGCAGUGUGAAUGAGUAGAGAGGAUUUAUCAGGUUUCUCUGCUGAACUAUCCAACCUGUAUGAACUGACCUGACCGACGUGCACAUAGGCCCAGGAAUGCUUUACACUGAGUUAUUGCAGUUGUGGAAUGAGGCAGUGCAGGCGGUGGACACCAAGGACUGGCAAGGAGCUCUGGCCACACUGGAGCAGAUCAGUGAACCCACCUCUCGCACUCUGUUCAAUGCUGCCUCAGCUCACCUGGCUCUGGGUCAGCUGGAAGAGGCCGUGAGGGCUUUAGAUCUCACCCUUGCCAAGGAUGAACGUCUGGCUGUUGGUUUCUUCCAGAGAGGAGCAGUGAUGAUGCAGAUUGACAGGUUGGAGGAGGCUCUGUCCGACUGUAUCUGGGCACAGAAGCACAUGAGAGGGAACAUGGUCAUUGACUACAAACAGCUGGGACUGCGGUUCAAACUGUACAGCUGGCAGGUGUUGCAUAAUGCAGCGGCUGUGUACUGUCGGAUGGGCCAGUGGGAGCAGGCCAGGGAGGUCCUGAUGUCAACCUCCCAGGAGAGAGGAGGAGGACGAGGGGGAAACUUAGAGGUGGCUUUGGACAGCGUCCUGAGGGGGGAAGUCCUGGCUCCUCUCUUGGUGCCUGAGGGUGUGGUCUUUCGUCCCAGGAAACAGGAUGUGGAGCAGCUGCCGCAAAGAGACUUCCUGGGCAAGGCAAAGGUGAUUUCCUCCAUUAUUCCUAAUGAUGAUUUUGGAGGCUUUGAACCUCUGAGGCUGCAGAAACCUGGUUUCUACGAGCCCAAGAUGGCUGGAGCGGAGGAUUCUCGAUACAUGCGCAUGCGGGUCCCUUACAUGGCUCGGGGCCCGGGACAGCUGACUGUGCCAGGAGGGGCAAUGGUGUUUUUAUUUGGCGAGGAGGACAGGGAUGGAAUGGCAACUGUCAUAUAUGAUGGAGAGAGAGGACUUCUGCCAGUGUCCCUGCUCGAGCCUGCUGAUGUCAAGAUGUCCAAAGGCAAAAAGGAAAAUAGCAUUCCCAGAGGGAUCCCUCUCCCACCAGGACUCAAGCCACCCACUCGCCCCAAGGCUCAGCCCAGUUCUGCAGCACCUCCUCGUGUACGUAUUACCUCAGACACUCCACCUCCAUCCUACGCCACUGCCACCCACGCGCCGCUGCCAGCCGCAGAGCCUCCGAGGUACACAGCCAACACAGCCAGCAAUCAGAAUGACGGUGGAUCUCAGGGAGCAGAGACAGGCUCUGUUGUUGUGAAGGUCCACUACAUAUACACUGUGGCUCUGUCUGUCCCUCUGGACACACCGCACAGUAAACUGAAGGAACAAAUUGCACAGAAAUUGGGCCAGCCAGUGUCUCAGCUGCGCCUCAGACACAAGCAGCAUGGCUCCAGGGUGCUGAUGCCUCUGCGUGGGGAGGAUGAGCCAGGCUACACCAUACAAGAGGUUGCUGAGGCUGGUAGAGCCACCCUAUGGUGCCAGGCUGAGGACCCCUUGGCCAACCGUACCAUCCUCUACCAGAUGGUGGCACUGUAUGACUACACUGCUCAGGGCCCAGAGGACCUGGAGUUCAGUGAAGGAGACACCAUUGACAUCCUGGGUGAAGUUAAUGACGAGUGGCUGGAGGGACACUGUGCAGGUAGUAUCGGCAUCUUUCCCAGCUGCUUUGCCUACAGGGAGAACAUGGACAUCAUCCAGAGCCUCGAGUUAUAAAGGCAGGUGUGUUCCUGUGCAGUCAUCUCUAAUAAGCCAACGAACCUGUGAAUGGCUGCUGUUUGCAGCCUCAGAACAACACAACAGUGCACUCACCAAUGACUGUCAUGCUUUCAAAUGUUCCUUCUCAUAUGCUACCAUUGUAAUGCUGAUGUCAUGGCUCACUAUGACUAUUGUAUGUUUAUAUUAAACCUGCUGUACUUUUUCUGUUUUUUUCUUUUCUGUGGUGUAACUUUGAUAAUCCUGUUGAAUCCUGUUGAAUGAACCAGGGUUACAAUGAUGCUGGUCUCUCAACCCCAAACUGAGGUUGUUCGGUACAGGAGGGUCUAAUGUUAUAUCCCGAUACAUUGUCUUAAUGAAGAUGCUGAAACCUUUUAAAUCAAUGUGUACUUAAUGAUUGAAUAAAAAAAUAUAUUGUGAAUUUACCAGUGA